UGGGAAGAAGAUCUGACAUGGUUAGCUGUUGACCGGGUUAAGCCUAAUGCGUGAGCCAGUCCAAAAUGUGGCAUGGAAUAAUGGUUGCUAUGCCAUCGUUCUCCAUCCUUGUGGACAUACAAUGACAGAAUCUCUCUCUGCCUCGACCAGAAGCAGUUUGUUCAGGAUUAUUGGAGAAAUGAGAUGGUGAUGUGGCCCAUGACUCUUUUCCGUGUUCAAAAUAGUACUUCUGAAGUAAAAACAAUGCAUCUGGGGCUUUGGAUGCUCAUGUAUUUCUGAAGAAGUCUUCUCCCAAAAUUGUCUCCUGUCACGGAUUGAUCCAGGGCUGAAACUCUUCACGUUUACUCCACUCCAUCUUGCUUCGCCAUCUCCAAUGUGCCUCCAUUUUGUGGUGAAUUAUCAGCCAGUGGUGCUGAAAGACAGUUGCAUAGCUUCUUCUUGACAACUAAACUGGAAGGCAGAUUGUGCCUCACCCCUUCUUCUCCUGGGCCUGGGAUUUAUAAAUUUCUUCUCUUAGUUCUUUCUUUUCCUACCUCAAAAGCUGAUUUGAAAAAGUUUAAACAUUUUCCAAAAACGGUUAUCAAAAAUGACAAGUCUGUUCCGACGGAGCAGCAGCAAUGGCGGCUCGAGGAACAGCUCUUCCGCUCAGGAACUUAACAAUAGCCGCCCCGCAAGGCAAGUACGGAGGCUGGAGUUUAACCAGGCAAUGGAGGAUUUUAAGACCAUGUUCCCCAACAUGGAUUAUGACAUCAUUGAAUGUGUGUUGAGGGCCAACAAUGGUGCAGUAGAUGCCACCAUCGAUCAACUGUUACAGAUGAAUUUGGACUGCAGUGAGUGUGACGAGAGUUCGGAUUCGGACGACAGUAUUCCUCCAGAGAUUCUGGAACGGACGCUGGAACCUGACAGUUCAGAUGAGGAGCCCCCACCAGUUUACUCUCCUCCUUCCUAUGAUAUGCAUGUCUAUGACCGAAAGUACUUGCAGACUCCUCCCGUACCACCACCCCGGACGGAUAUCCAGAAUUCCAGUGGUUCACAAGCACAAAGGCGAUACAGGGACUGGAACCCGCCAUUAUUAGGGAAUCUUCCGGAUGACUUCCUCCGCAUCUUACCGCAGCAAAUGGAUACGGUACAGAGUACCCAAAGCUGUCAUCAAACCACACAGAGUCCUGGAAACCAGAGGGCCCAGAGCUCAUUGGAUCAGGAGAAGAAAUGGAAGCAGUAUUUGGAAGAUGAGCGGAUCGCCCUGUUCCUCCAGAACGAAGAGUUCAUGAAGGAGCUGCAGAGGAACCGAGAUUUCCUCCUGGCCCUUGAAAGAGAUCGAUUAAAGUACGAAUCAAAGAAAUCCAGAAUGAACAGCACUGCCCUCAGUUCAGAUCCCACGUUGUCCUCAGUAUUAUCAGAUGAGGUCACUCGCUCCUUAACCGGUGUGCCCAGCGGGGCUAUUUCCGAAGAUGCCUUAUUCAGGGACAAGUUAAAACACAUGGGGAAAUCUACACGCAAGAAGUUGUUUGAACUUGCCAGAGCUUUCUCAGAAAAGACCAAAAUGAGGAAGUCAAAAAGAAAACAGCUUUUGAAGCAUCAAGUGAUGGGGACUGCAGCCUCAACAGCUAACCUUCUUGAUGACGUUGAAGGACAUUCAUGUGAUGAGGACUGCCAAAUAAGAAGAAAGCUACCUGUGGCAGAAGAAUCAUCAAAAGAAGUACAAUAAGAUCCAGAAUUGGCAAUUAGGGAGGGAAAAAAGCCAAAUAAGACGAGACAGCGAGAUGGUUAAAAAGGAAUUUAUGCUGGUGACCCUGGAAUGGUCUGAGGCUUCUCCAAGUACAACUGCAGUGGAACAUGAAGGCACGUUGUGAUUUUUUUACCUGGCGAUUUAGAAUUUGGGUCUUUCUCACCCAUCCUUUUUCCACUCUAAGGAAUCCAGUCCCACCCCCCAGCCAAAGGGGGUGGGGAGAGAGAAAACUGACAACUGGCCUAAUCUUUUCUACACCAAACUUUGAAGUUGGAUAAUGAUGAUUUCUUAUAAAAUGCAGUUCAGAUACAUGAAUGAAAAGCAACACAAUUGUUCCAAAGUGGUUUCUGGGUGGCGUUUUUGAACCGUGACUUUUGAAUGAAUGGAUACUUGCGUCCUUCAUCCAGGUAGAGGAUGGCCCUCAACAUUUUGCUGUAUUGUGGAGGAUGAUUUUUAUUAUAAUUAUAUAAUUAUUGCUGCUAAUAGAAAAGAAACCUGAAUCAUGCUAUUUGGGUGAUAGUCAGAAUAAUAUAAAUUUCUCUCUAUGAAAACAUGUUCCUGCAGAUCCCUUCCACAAUCAGAAGCAGUUCCUGAUGGAUUUUCCCCUUAAUCAGGGGUGUCUGUGGGAGAGGGGGGUCAAAAAAGUCAAGGUGGCACCCACAAACAUGAGAUCAAAGCUCCAACUUCGUUACAUGUAAAAAAAGUGGGGUUGUGAUCUCAUGGUUGUGGAUGUCAUCUUGACAUUUUUGACCCCUCUGAGGAUACUCCCGCUCUCGUUGAUUCUGUUUUAAGGCAGUUUUUAAACAACUCUCAGCUCAACUUGAAUUCCCUCCCUCCCUCCCUCCCUCCCUCCCUGGUUCUGUGUAGCCCCUCUUCUAACUUUGUGUUCCUUGUAUUGCUGGAAAACAAAACCAGAUCGAAAAAUAAGAAUGGUGUGAAAGCUUGCAUUACUAUAUAUUGUCCUCUUUCCGUUUCUGUGAACUUGAUGUCUCCUAUAGUUUUCAAGUCAUAUGCCCUUAGCCUUGUCCCACCCUUGCUGAGAUGUUUUGGAAAUUUGGGGCUAGAGAAGGAAGGACAUGCAGGCAGUCCUCAUUUAGCAACCACAAUUGGGACUGGCAAUUUGGUCAUUAAGCAAAGCGGUGGCUAAG
This is a messenger RNA of Python bivittatus (Burmese python), 2877 nucleotides long. The record is from RefSeq and is a predicted model, not a curated record. NCBI's taxonomy places the organism in Eukaryota, Metazoa, Chordata, Lepidosauria, Squamata, Pythonidae.